UGAGUUCCCAACAGCUCAGUCUGGCUCUAACAACUCGAACAGCCGCAUCGCGCUUAGCCCUAGAAAAAUAAAUAUAUAUAUUCCCACAUAUAUAUAUAUAGCCAGACCUAUAUAUAAAGUUUGUUCUGUGUGCGUUCAAGAUUAAAAAAAUUACAAAAUGUGGCGCUUGCUUUUGGCUCUGGCGUUGAUCAGUGCGGUGUGCUGUGAUUCGGACCUUUUUCGAGAUGAUCUGAGGACUCCGGAAGCGUUGGACUCCCUGGAAAGACUAAGACAAAAGCAGCAGAUGCGGAAGCAACAGCAGCAGCAACAGCAGGAACCCCAAUAUAUCCAGCCGAUUCCCUUGCCAACUUCAGCGCCCCUGCAAUCGCCCGGCCUUGUAAAUGGCCUUGCCACCCAAAGUGAUCCCGCGACAAAUCGAUUUUCCGGCAGUUCAGUAAAACAGCCCCAGCCGCAGCCGGCUGGCUAUUCUACCGCCUACGUGGAUCUGCCGAUCUCCGAUCAGAUUGCCCAAAGUGUGCUGAAUUUCGCGCAUAUUCUGGGCCAGAACUUGGGCUAUCAGAAAACGGAGAUCUUCUCCCCGUUGAGCAUUGUCAACUCCCUGGCUUUACUACAGCUGGGCGCCAAGGGUCGCAGUUUCACGGAGCUGUCCUCUGUUUUUGGCAUCACGGAUACCAUCCGGCUGCAUGAGCAGUUCGGUUUAAUGCUGCAGGAUCUGCAGCAGCCCAACAGGGAGGGAAUUUCGCAGGGACGACCUCUAACUAACUGGCGAGCCACCAGCCCAGUGAGAUCCAAUCGACGCGCCCAGAGACCCGGAGCCCACGAGGUGCACCUGGCCAACGGACUGUUCACACAGACCGGCUACUCACUCAACCCCGACUACAGACGGGCGAUCGCAGAGGUCUACGGGUCGAGUCUGGAGGUCCAGGAUUUCGAGGCCAGUCCGGCGCAGGCGAGAUAUAACAUAAAUGCCUGGGUGGCACGUAAUACGAACAACCGCAUUCAGAACAUAAUCUCCAGCGAUAUUCCGCAUAGCACCCGAAUGAUUCUGGCCAACGCCCUGUACUUCAAGGCCUUCUGGGAGACGGACUUCAUUGACUCGGCCACUCGACUGGAUAACUUCUAUCCGAACGGCGAGGGAACUGAGCCGGCGAUCAGGAUCCAGAUGAUGGCCACCGGAGGAUCGUAUCCGUACCACGAGGAUGCCCAGCUGGGCUGCAAGAUCAUUGGGCUGCCCUAUCGGGGUAACCUGAGCACCAUGUACGUCAUCCAGCCCUUCAAGUCGUCGAUGGUCGAACUGAUGGCCCUGCAGAAGCGUUUGAGCCCGGAAAAGAUCGAAAACUUGAUCGGCCAGAUGUACAGGCGACAAGCUCUGGUGGCCUUUCCCAAAAUGCAUCUCACCGAGUCCUUGAACCUGAAGACCGUCAUGCAGAGAAUGGGUCUGGGCGGCAUCUUCAGCACCGUGCAGAAUGAUCUCUCGCUGAUUGCCGCCAACGAAGCUUCAAGGACGAAUUCGCUGGGCGGGAAGAGCCUCCAGAAUCUGGAGGCCCAGCGAAAUGCGGGCGGAGCUCACUCCGAUUUGGUGGUGGACGACAUUGUCCACAAAGUGGACUUCAAUGUCAACGAGCAGGGAACGGAGGCGGCGGCGUCUACGGUCACGUACCUCAAGAAAUCCGGUCCGGAUGUCCUCUUCCGCGGAGACACCCCGUUCAUGGUGCUGGUGCGCCACGAUCCCACCAAACUGGUGCUCUUCUACGGCCUCAUAAACGAGCCCCCAGCUGCCGCUUAGUCCCAAGGAUAUAAGAUUAUUAAGCUCUAGUUCCUAAGUUCGUUGACUCUUUAGUUAGGAAGCCGAUAGAUCAUUUGAAAUGAUUCAAAAUAAUAAAUUAAACAAUAAUAAUAGUA
Messenger RNA from Drosophila takahashii, 1902 nucleotides. RefSeq names its product Serpin 28Dc (gene Spn28Dc). The record is from RefSeq and is a predicted model, not a curated record. NCBI's taxonomy places the organism in Eukaryota, Metazoa, Arthropoda, Insecta, Diptera, Drosophilidae. Gene Ontology annotation, molecular function: serine-type endopeptidase inhibitor activity.